AUGGACGACCCACGACGCUCAAUGGACACCGAGGCCUUCCCGGCCGCUGAGCGGGCUUCCUCGCCCUCGCCUUCUAUCCCAGCUACACCUGCCAUCUCCUCAUAUUCCUCCCCAGACCGUACAUUCUCCUCCGAGUCCUCCCGCUCCACCUCCUCCGCCACCUCCGCAGAUGCCAGAUCGUCCGUGUCGACCUCGUCCCGGCGUCAUGGGUACAUCCGUGCAUUAGGAGCCGAGUUCGCGGAUUCGGCCCGCCAUCGCGACAGCGUCAUGAGCCUCGGCAGUAUCGCCCACCUACAAUAUUACUUUGCCCGGACGGGCUUAUUGGAUGGGAAAGGUGGCCGGGGCAAGGAAUGGGACAAGGACAAGAAGAAGGGCAAGGAUAGUGUGCCGCGGGUGUUGAUCACCCCUAAUCAGCGACACAUGGAUGAUUUGGAAUCCAGCCCUACGGAUAUGACAGAACCCGCCGAAGGUGAAUUGGAUGAAGACGAGGAGGCCGAGGUGAUGCUGCCACCCACUGUUAGCACGUACAGCAUCAAAACGCAUCAUAUCCCUCCUCCACCGGAUUUGAUCUCUUUGCGCCGGCAAUUGAUGCUUGCAUUGGAUAAGGCGGAGACUGAUAUCGAGGCUAUCGAAAAUGGUGCUGAGCCUCCUCCUCGCGAGCCAAUUCGCAAUAGUCUUUCUCCAAGUGAUGUGCCAGAAAGCCAUAUAGAGGAAUCUGGUGAGGCUCCCACCCCGAAGAACAAAGAGGAGGCACAGGGCAUGUGCAUCUUGGAUGAUGUGACAAAUGCUAUUCGAGCUGCCAAGAUCUACUACACUGCCCAUGAACACCCAGAACGUCUAGCUUCGAUAAAAAGCGAGCGCGAGAUUCGCAAGGAGCUCUUUGAUGUGCUGGAAGUGUUGAAGCGCUGGGCUGCUCGGCAUUUCGCUAGUGGUCUCCGGGAGGAAGAGCGUGAUCGAAUUCAGGGGUGGAUCUCAGGUGUGCGCGCCAUGCUGGUCCGCGAGAAAGCCCUCGAAGACCUCGAGGCCCAGGAACGGCAAAAUUGGGAUUGGGCAGCUGGUGACUGGAGAGGCCGAGAGCGCCCACGCGAGGAGUCUUUCCUGCGCAGUUUGAUGCCCGGUGGAGAUUCCUUGCCUACCUGGACACCCAUUGAAGAGACACCCGCUGAAAUUCUUCCCACUGCGUUCCUGGACAAAUUCCGGGAUGGGCGCGCAUUGGUCCAGUUACACAACCUCGCGAUCAAGAAGUCCAAACGCCACUUCGGCGAGAUCAAGGCACACCACCAGGACAUUGCCAAGCCAUAUCGGCAGGCUGAUAACCUUAGGUUCUGGGUGAAAGCUGCAGAGCUCCGGUGGGAGCUGCGUUUGGAUGUUGAUGUGAUGGGGGUUGUACAGAACAGUGGUGCUGCGGCCUGGAAGCAAUUUGACACUGCACUGCUGGCCUGGUGUAAGACUGUUCGCGAGGAGUUGGUGCGGGAUUGGCAAGCUGCCAAUCCGGGACGGCCCCCGAGUGCUGGGUUGAUUUGA
Molecule: messenger RNA, 1524 nt
Organism: Penicillium antarcticum
Lineage: Eukaryota; Fungi; Ascomycota; Eurotiomycetes; Eurotiales; Aspergillaceae
Exons: 1
Coding region: 1-1524 (507 amino acids)
Source: RefSeq, a predicted model, not a curated record